Phalaenopsis equestris is the source of this 793-nucleotide messenger RNA. RefSeq lists its product as uncharacterized. Bases 177 to 785 code for a protein of 202 amino acids. Lineage: Eukaryota; Viridiplantae; Streptophyta; Magnoliopsida; Asparagales; Orchidaceae. The record is from RefSeq and is a predicted model, not a curated record. The transcript has 5 exons.
GGUUUCCUUGCUGGUUCACUCGAUACCUUUGCUUGGUUGCUUGUUUGGCCGUUGAGAUUUUCGGUUGAAGCUUUGAUAGAAAGAGGUGGUGUAGAAAUUUUUCUGGGUCUAUUCUUGCAUUUACCUUGGAUUUGCGCCAAGAGUUGUGAAAGUGUUGAUUUGGCUGGUUGCUGAAGAUGGAUACCCCUCCUGCAGUUGUUGUUCCCGAGAAAAAUGUACACAUUGGUAGAGGAAAAGCCGCUUUGACGAUGAAAACUGAUAAAUUGAUGACUCCUAAGACUGCUGACAAAGAGUGCAAGGCUUUGGCAGAUCUUGGAAUUACUUACUUACCUGUUGUAGGUGCUUCAAAAGAAGUAGAAAAGAAUCAAACGACACAGGAACUGCAGAGGAAGUUAGAUUUGCAGCACUUUGAUUUUUUAUUGAAUGAUGAAGAAAUAAAACACUGUUUUAAAUGGGUUCCCAUCGGCCAUAUAUUCACUGCUGAGCAAACAAAACAGUUGUAUGAAUGGGCUAAGCAUGGAAAAUGGGAAGCAGAUCCUUUUAUUUCAGUUAAUGAGGAAGAUUUACUUCCGAACCUAUGUCUAUCAAACAAUGAACCAUCAGGCUCAGAUUUCGAAGAACCAUUAAUGAUUGAAGAAGGCUUUUAUGAGACAGAUGAGUCUGAUUUUGAAAUAUCAGUUCCAGGGCGCCAUUCAUCAGUUUAUACACCAGAAGAAUUAGAUGACCGUCUUGGUGUACGUGAUUUAUGCGUCGAAGAUUUCUACCCAUUACCAGAAUUAGAGUGAUGAUUAUG